AUGGCCGACUCAAACAUCCAGUACGUCUCAAACCGCCCAUACCGGACCACAUCUAAUAACAAUUACAGAGCUCUUCUCCAGAAGCCUCGCUCAGAGUGCACGGAAUAUGAAAUCGCCCAGAUCGAGGAAUAUGAGUUGAGCAACGGUCCCCUGUCGCUUCUCCAGACGGCCGUCAGGACAAACACCCAGGUCCUGAUCAGUUUACGGUCGAAUCGCAAACUGCUCGCUCGUGUCAAGGCGUUUGACCGCCACAGCAACAUGGUCCUCGAGAACGUCAAAGAGAUGUGGACGGAACCUCAGAAGGCCGGCAAGGGACGGCCAGUGAACAAGGAUAGGUUCAUUUCCAAGAUGUACUGCUCACUCCUGUACCCGAUUGCGAGCCCAUACUGA
Aspergillus calidoustus is the source of this 390-nucleotide messenger RNA. The record is from the annotation of a GenBank genome assembly. NCBI's taxonomy places the organism in Eukaryota, Fungi, Ascomycota, Eurotiomycetes, Eurotiales, Aspergillaceae.